Molecule: messenger RNA, 1842 nt
Organism: Tetrahymena thermophila SB210
Lineage: Eukaryota; Ciliophora; Oligohymenophorea; Hymenostomatida; Tetrahymenidae
Product: papain family cysteine protease
Exons: 9
Cellular component (GO): lysosome
Molecular function (GO): cysteine-type endopeptidase activity
Source: RefSeq, a predicted model, not a curated record
AUGAAGAAUGUAGAUUUUUUGAAAUGGAAAAAUUCUUUGUUAUUUUUUAUGCUUUUAAUGAUUUAUGUUACUUAAAUAUAAUGUGAUUUACCUAUUCAAUGCGUAAAGCAUUAAAUUGUUGGAUAAUGGACAAUACAAACUUCUAAAGUACAUUCUAAAUAUAAUUAAUUUCUUACUUGUGGUCAUUCAAUUCCUGAUUCACCUGAUCAAUCUAUAUAGUCAGAUUAAAAUAAUUUCAAACAUACAAAAGAAUAUUUAGUUGAUUUGCAUGAAAAUGGAGAGGCAUUUUUACUAAAAAAUUCUUCUUAGAUCAAAGGUUAAUGGACGAUGAUGUAUGAUGAAGGUUUUUAAAUUGAUGUUGAUGAAAUGAGCUUUUUUACAUUUUUUAAGUAUUAUCCUAUAAAAGAAGAAUAAAUUUCAGAAAGAGUGCUUGUAGAAGAUAUAACUGUAGUCAGUCAUUCUAAAGUGACUACUUAUGAAUUCGACUGUACUGAAACAAUUGUUGGUUGGUUCAAUGUGCCAACAAAAAAUAAAAAAGGAUGCAUGAAAGCUUAUAAAGUUAAUCCUAGGGAAGAGGAUAGGCAUCUUAGAAGCUAACAGAAAGGAAGUGUAGUAUAGCCUUUAGAUUUCGAUAUAAAUAACUUCACAAUCCAAGAUGAUAUUGAUUAAAUUAAUUCUUCUUAGUAAGAUGGACUUUUAUACGAUUAGUAAAGUUCAUCUAGUAUAAAAAAAAGAAAAUUCAAUUUGCAAGGCACAUUAAAUAGUAUUAUUGAAAACAUAGGGCCAGAAGAUAGCAGCCCUUAGAGUGAAUAGUUAGAGUUAGAUUAAAAAUAAAGUACAUAAAAAAGCAAUAAUAUAAAUUAAAAGUAAAAUGCUGAGUUAAAUUAAAAUGUUCAUAAAAAUAGGAUAGAUUAGCUUAAUUCCUUAAAUAAAAAUUGGCAGGCUGGUAUUUCUUCAUCAUUUUAAGAUUUGACCUUAGAUGAAGUAAAUAAAAAAGCUGGUAGAAACAAAAGAAAGCAACAAAAAAAAAAUUCUAAAAAAAAAGUAAUUAAUGAAUCUGAAAUGUCUAAAUUAAAUGAGGAGCAAUCACUUUAUAUGCAUUUUUCAAUAUAAGAUGUUAGUGACCUACCAAAAAAUUUUUCUUGGGAGGAAUAUAUAGAUAAUCCAAUAGAGCAAAAUGAUUGUGGUUCGUGCUAUAUAAUCUCUACAGUAUAGAUGCUUAAUGCUAGGUUAAAGAUUAAAUAUGGUAAGGACUUUACCAAAAAGAUUUCAAUGCAACACCUAUUAGAUUGCUCUUUUUAUUCUUAGGGAUGUGAUGGAGGAUAUCCAUUUGAGCUAGGAAGAUUUGGCAAAGAUUAUUUUAUGCUACCUGAUAACAAUACUAAAUUUUAAAACGAAGUAAAAGAAUGCUAGAUUAAAAAUUUAGAAAAAUUAGACGAGUAUUUCAAAGUUACUGAUUAUGGAUUUGUAGGAUAAUAGUAUGGUAAAGGAAAUGAAAGAGAAAUGAUGUUAGAGAUAAUGAAGAAUGGACCUAUUGUUGCCAACUUUAAAACUAGUGCAGAUUUUGUUUACUACAAAAGUGGGGUUUAUCAUUCAGUAGAAGCUGCAGACUGGAUUCUCAAGUGUGAGGUUGAGCCUGAGUGGAGACCUGUUGAGCAUGCUGUUAUGUGCUAUGGCUGGGGCGAAUCAGAAGAAGAUGGAAAAUUUUGGCUAAUGUAAAAUUCAUGGGGUGAUGAUUGGGGAGAAAAAGGUCGAUUUAAGAUAAGAAGGGGGACAGAUGAAUCGUUUGUAGAAUCAAGUGCUGAAUAUGCUUAAGUAGAAUAUAUUAAUAAUAAACAAUGA